AUGGACAAAUACCUCCGAACGUGGCGGCAAGACGCUCUCAACAAGGGUCAGCAUGAUGCGGCUAUCUAUAUUGGAGACAAGGUUCUUGCCCUGACCAACAAUGAUGCCGACGCCUUCUGGCUAGCUCAAGUCCACUUCGGCCACAAUAACUUCACCCGGGCAUUGGCUCUGCUUCUUCGAAAGGAUCUGAUCAAUCGAAGUCUCUCCUGUCGAUACCUGGCCGCUCAUUGCUACGUCAAGCAAGGCAGAUAUGACCAAGCACUGGGCAUACUCGGCGAGGAAAAUCCAACUCACUUGAUCACUACUUCCCACAAUGCUAGAAGAAAAUUGGCACACAUCAAUGGCCAUUCCCAAAGGAAUAUCACUCAAAGAGGAGCGAGAGCCCAGCGGGACAGGAUCGAGUUCAGCGAAGAAAGAGAACGUGACAGAGAAUCAGAGAAAGAACUGAAAUUCCAGGCGGGCAUGUGCUAUCUUCGUGGCUUGUGUUUCGCAAAACGCAAUGCCUUUGACCGGGCACGAGACUGCUACAAGGAUGCCGUUCGAAUAGAUGUGCAGUGUUUUGAAGCCUUUGAUCAGCUGAUGAAGAACUCUCUCAUGUCCCCUGCCGAGGAGUUGGCCUUCCUCGAAGAACUCGAUUUCGACUCGAUACGCAUCGAAGAUCAGUCCUUGGCUCAGGAAGCCGCUCACUUUACAAAGCUUUUGUACACGACGCGGUUGUCCAAGUACUCGGCCCCCGAGACCCUUGCCAACGCCACCGAGACUCUCUCAACCCACUACAACCUGGCGUCCAAUCCAGACUUGCUUCUGACUCGAGCAGAGACACUUUACACCCAAUGCCGUUUUCACGACGCGCUUGCAAUCACAACGAGUAUCCUCAACUCGCAAAACAGCUCUGAUGCCUUGGGUGACGCAACCUCGAGCAACACCAAUGCUUCGCUUGGGCACAGUCCACGUCUGUAUCCCUUACACCUCGCUGUUUUGUACGAGACAGGAUCUCACAAUACUCUUUUCCAUCUUUCACACACCUUGGCAACUCACGCUCCUCACGAGUCAUACACCUACCUGGCCAUAGGCACGUAUUACUUAUCAACAUACCGUAUUCCUGAGGCCCGCCGAUUCUUUUCAAAGGCAUCCCUUAUGGACCCGCACUCCGCUGCUGCAUGGAUAGGAUUCGCCCAUACGUUUGCGGCCGAGGGCGAGCACGAUCAGGCCAUUGCAGCCUACUCGACGGCAGCAAGGUUAUUUCAGGGGAGCCACCUGCCCCAGCUGUUCCUAGGCAUGCAGCAUUUGGCUCUAAACAAUAUGCAGCUGGCUUGGGAAUACUGCCUUGCGGCAUUCCAGAUGAGCAGCGGCACCCCUAAAUCAGGCUCGGAGGACGAUUUGGCCAACCGGAUAUUCAAUAAUACUGCCAGUCUGGGUGGCGACCCCCUAGUGCUCAAUGAGAUCGGCGUCAUAUUGUACCACCAGUCCAACCUCCCUGCUGCUGCAAAACUUUUUCACAAAUCCCUUGAACUGGCCUCGGAUCUGGGAUGCAACAUGACUGCAUGGGUUGCCACAAGGGCAAAUCUAGCACACUCAUUGAGGCGAAUGGGAAGGUUUGAAGAGGCGCUCGCCGAAUUUGACGAGUGCUUAAGAACAGCCACUGGCGGGGCAGCUCCCGCAUCAGCCUACGAGCCAGGACGUGGAAUGACAGCCUUUGCCCAUCUCAGUCUGGCUGGCACCAGCACAGGCCUCAGCCCUAGCGGCGCAGCCAGUGGUUACGACGAGCGCAAUCUCAUUGGAAGCAUUCACACCAGUCGCGGCUUGGUCCUUCUUAGCAUGGUCGGCCACACGAAAGAAGCGGUCAUGGCCCUUCAUGAGGCUGUACGCGUUCUCGGUGGUGAUGCUGGUGGCGGUGGCGUCGCCAGGACAUUGCUAAGUCGGGCGCUGGAGUUCUGGGCCUUGGAAGAGGAUCAGCCACUUGACGACCUCGAAGCCACAAUACAGCAAGGAGCGUCUGCGCCUGUGUCAAGAAUCGGAACAAGGUCAAAGCGAAGAGGUAAGGAGGCCGUUGCGCCUACCACGUCGACAGAGCAGAUGAGUAACGAACGGAAGAUCGAACAACGAAUGGACGGGCAUGCGAAUGAGAUUCUGGAUGCUGCACUGAGAUCUGUACGAUGA
Messenger RNA from Fonsecaea nubica, 2160 nucleotides. RefSeq lists its product as hypothetical. The transcript has 2 exons. Gene Ontology annotation, biological process: cell division. Lineage: Eukaryota; Fungi; Ascomycota; Eurotiomycetes; Chaetothyriales; Herpotrichiellaceae. The coding region runs from base 1 to 2160 and encodes 719 amino acids. Gene Ontology annotation, molecular function: protein binding. The record is from RefSeq and is a predicted model, not a curated record.